AUGUUUCGGACACGAAUCUGUUCCCUCCUCCUCUUCAGCCUUGCCCUCGUAGACUUCUUGCACCUGGAAGUGCGAGCAGAAGCUGUAGCCAACAGUUCCACAGCAACGCAAAUUUAUGCUGCUGGAGCAACAUUCCCGGAGGAGCUGUAUAUGGAUGCCAUGUUCGCCUAUCAGUUCGUCGAACCCACUGUCACCAUGUCCUACCUCCCGACAGGGUCAGGAGGCGGAAAGAAACGAAUUACACAAGGGGAUCAGAUGAAAGACGACGGUUUCGGUCCUCCCUUCAACAUUGACUUUGCUGGAUCCGACUCCUUGUUGAAUGCCCAGCAGUAUGCCGAUUACCCAGAUUUGCAGAUGUACCCUUCAGUAGCAGGAGCGGUGGUUCCAAUCUACAACAUUCCUGAGCUCGAGGAGCGAGCCUUGGACUUGAUCUUGACACCUGAGACAGUGGCCAAGAUCUUCUCUGGAGCCAUCAAGAACUGGAACGACACAACAAUCUACAACGACAACGUGGCUGGGGGCAAUCAGGCUGGAGCUGACGUCCUCAAGAAGAUCAAGUCGUCGAUCAUCGUCUUUGUGCGCAAUGAGGACUCAGGGACUACAGAGAUCUGGAAGAAGUCUCUCGCAGGGGCCUCGGCAUACUUUGCAAAGCAGAUCGGAACCUCUUCAAAGCCUGUCUGGAACUCAACGGCCCGUUACGAGUAUCGAGACGAGAAUAACGGAGUUGCUUCAGGCGUCCUCGCGACCGACUACGCCGUGGGUUACUCAGUGCUGGGAGUAGCACUGAAGCUCAAGCUCAAGUCAGCCAUGAUCCUCAAGCCUGGGUCCACCACUCCGAUCCGAGCAUCAGCAGCAGCCGUUGAGUUCGCAGUGGCCGAGAUGGGUCUAGACUUCGGCAACAACGGCGAUGCUCCUGAACGUCUCACGGCCAACGUCAUGAACGCCCAGGGUUCACUCGCAUGGCCGAUGGUGGGGUACACCUACCUGGUCAUGCGCAAGAAUACGCUAAGGAAGGGAGCCACUUGCGAGCAUCGCAAGGCGACGGUCAACUUCUGGAUAUGGUUCCACAAGUCGGACGUUGCGAGGAACUUGGCUCGAGUCCAUGGCUUCUCUCCGCUACCCGAGAUCGUUCAAAACACAGUUUUGACCCGCCUCAUGGCCGACAUCAAGUGUGACGGGGUAAUCGCCUACGACAACAACAACGUCAAGAUCAUCGACGGGCACACGAUCCCUGUUGUCUUCACCACUCUUGGGAUCCUUGGUAACACGUACAUCGGAGUUGAUCCCUCCGUCACUUUCAACGUGAGUUGCUCGCCUGCACCGCGCGACUAA
Molecule: messenger RNA, 1332 nt
Organism: Guillardia theta CCMP2712
Lineage: Eukaryota; Cryptophyceae; Pyrenomonadales; Geminigeraceae
Exons: 3
Coding region: 1-1332 (443 amino acids)
Biological process (GO): phosphate ion transmembrane transport
Cellular component (GO): ATP-binding cassette (ABC) transporter complex
Molecular function (GO): phosphate ion binding
Source: RefSeq, a predicted model, not a curated record